AUGGAAAAAGGUAAAGCCUUUGGAACACCCAUGAGUCCCUCCACUUGUCUAGAAUCUGAUACAAUAGGUAAAUCAGUUGACGAAAAACUAUAUCGAGGAAUGAUUGGAUCUCUAUUAUAUCUCACUGCAAGUCGACCAGACAUCAUGUUCAGCGUUUGGAAAUGCACACGAUUUCAAUCCGCUCCAAAGGAAUCACAUCUCACUGCUGUGAUAAAAAUGACAGAAAAAGCACCAGUAGAACAUGUUUGUUUUUUGGAAAAUCCCUUAUUUCCUGGCAUAGUAAGAAGCAGACUUCCAUUGCCCUCUCAACUACUGAGUCCGAAUAUCUGGCAGUUGGAAGUUGUGGCACUUAACUACUUUGGAUGA
Molecule: messenger RNA, 366 nt
Organism: Solanum tuberosum (potato)
Lineage: Eukaryota; Viridiplantae; Streptophyta; Magnoliopsida; Solanales; Solanaceae
Exons: 2
Coding region: 1-366 (121 amino acids)
Source: RefSeq, a predicted model, not a curated record